AAACAGGAUUUCAGAACACGAUUUGAAACGGGCGGCACAUGAGUAGCCCACACUCUAGCGCGACAGCUCACUUCCCCCGACUUUUCCCCCCCAAAAGCUACAUGCGCUUGGUUUGCAGCCGCUCGCAGGUCACUGUCUAGCGAACAUGUCCACGGGAUCCAUCAGCGACGUCGACGACUUUCACGAAGCGGAGCUCCUGGACGACAUCCUGAAACUCGGCUCGGGCAAGGACUCCGGUGCGUCGAACGAGAGCACCGAGGAGAGCUCGAACUGCGAGGGCGGCUCGAUAAGAGAGGACAAGGAAGGCACGGGCAAGAAGAAGAAGACCUCGUCUAGGAAGAACACGCUGAACGGAGUAGCGCAAGAGGGCAAGCAGGUACAAAGGAACGCCGCCAACGCCAGGGAGAGGGCGAGGAUGCGCGUGCUGAGCAAAGCCUUUUCCAGGCUGAAGACAACGUUGCCGUGGGUGCCGCCGGAUACCAAACUGUCAAAACUGGACACCCUGCGAUUGGCAUCAAGCUACAUCGCCCACUUGAGACAGAUUCUUGCCAACGAUAAAUACGAAAACGGUUACAUCCACCCGGUGAAUUUGACCUGGCCGUUUAUGGUGGCAGGAAAACCUGAGAACGAAUUGAAAGAGGUCCUGAACACAACACGGUUAUGCGGAACUACGGCCUCUUGAUUAAACUGAAGGACUUGCUACAGUAAAUGGGAACAAAGUAUAGCCUAUAUUUUAGGAGGGGGGGAAAUCUCAUUUUCCAAAGAGACGCACGAGGGACCAGAUGCAAAGGGGACCAAAUAUUCUCACUUGUUCCUCUACAAAAAAGCGACAUAUUUAUGGUAUUCACCAUUUUCGCCUUGCUGGUUCAGGGCCAAUGGACUAUUCUGUCAACCAUUUUAACAUUGUAGAUUCUUUAUAAAGGGAGUGUUGUUAAGUAGCCGCAGGUACUUUUACGGGUGACGUUGAUUGUCAUCGCUGUAAAUAUGAGCACACAAAAUAUACUGUGUCCAAUUUUAUUUAGAAUUUAUGUAAAUAAAAUGCAUUUGUAUUACUGAAAUUUUCUUUUUGGCUUACAUGCACUUUUGUGGCUUUCUUCUGGUUUAAAGACACAGAUCGAUAUAGGCUGCCCUACAUUUAUUAGUGGCAACUGUAAACGUAGCAAUUCGAUUUUACGUAGCUACAACAAAUGAACCCGAACAAAACAAUGGCAUCCAGUGAGAGAGAUAAGGGUAUUUGUUUUCUUAUUUAACUAAAGCAAGCAGAAACUACCAUCUCAGUAUAUCUGCCGCAAAAUAAACAAACAUCUGUUA
Molecule: messenger RNA, 1311 nt
Organism: Anguilla anguilla (European eel)
Lineage: Eukaryota; Metazoa; Chordata; Actinopteri; Anguilliformes; Anguillidae
Gene: tcf21
Product: transcription factor 21
Exons: 2
Coding region: 146-682 (178 amino acids)
Biological process (GO): developmental process; regulation of transcription by RNA polymerase II
Molecular function (GO): protein dimerization activity; RNA polymerase II transcription regulatory region sequence-specific DNA binding; DNA-binding transcription factor activity, RNA polymerase II-specific
Source: RefSeq, a predicted model, not a curated record